Molecule: messenger RNA, 910 nt
Organism: Ectocarpus sp. CCAP 1310/34
Lineage: Eukaryota; Phaeophyceae; Ectocarpales; Ectocarpaceae
Source: the annotation of a GenBank genome assembly
UCGAGGACCACAACUUUCACGCGCUGAUCAAGGAAGCACACUUUGCUUUCGAAGCCCUAGUACAGCACCCGUUUGGGUUCGUGAGCUUCAUGCACGGGCGCUGGCCAGAUAUUCUGUAUCGAUGGUUGCGCGAAGAUUUGUACAGACGACGUUUCGAGGGAACAGUUUGACAUUGCUCGGGCGGAGAGAGAUGUGGACGCAGACUUCCACAAUGAGGUGCUGAAGAUGUCCAUGAUUUACAAGAUGAUUUUCAACGCGCGCCUUCGCUGGGUGCUGGAGGCGGCUCCAACCUUCGGACCGCACAACCGCGUUUCAAACGUGAUGCAUCGAACAGCACGCGGAAGGAUGGCGCCGGUAGGAUCUCCCGAGAACGGGGAUGCGGGGGAGCUAAUGCGCGCGCUCGGCGACGGCGCCGUUACCGACCUCUCCGACAAGUCCGAGCUUCUUGUCCAGUGCCUCCAAAAGCUCUGGGAGUCUGCUGGUGCGGAUGGCGAACGGGAACGGUGCUCGAAGCUAUUUAUCGGCAAACCGUCGGGGUCAACGGCAGGAGUAGAAGGUCUCUUCACGGGUGAUGGAGUGAUGGUUGCGCACGUAUUCCAGAUCACGGCUGAGAGCCCAGCCGACGCUGUGGACAUGUUGGUGCACCUCCUGGUGAGCUAUUGUGCUCUUUCAGCCAAGGCCAUAAAUGCCAUGAACCGACGCGAAAUAUCGAGUGAGCAUGCCGCGUUCAAGUUUCACAGUGCGAUGCCAUGUGUAGACGAAAUGUGUGGUAAACAGCGUGGUAGCCCCCCAUGCAACUUCCACGGGGGGGGACGGUUGCAGCGAUGUGUUUUUUGGGUUGAGUAUUGUUCGAAUGCCUAAGUUCGUCUCCACAUUUUUCCUUUGGCUGGUUUAUUGUCAUUUGCUGUCA